GAUAGGUUUGGAGCUGCCUGAGCAAAGAACUCAGCCUCUGAUUAAAGUCAGGUGUUGGGUACCGAUGCCAUCACCAGAUUCAGCAUAAAACUUGGGAUCCCAAGACUUUCCAAACCUUCAGAUAUGCGUUUACUCUGCACAGAAAUGCAAGACACACACAGUCAUAAAACUCUGCCCAAUCACAGCUGGCUAUAAGCACCUCAUGAUGGCAGGAUCACCUUGGCCCCCCUAGGGAGCAGAGCCAUGGGUUGAAGGAUGUGAGCAGGGCUGCAGCAAGAAGCCCAGACUGCCCUGAGGUCUCCGGUUGUCAUGACAUCACUUUUCUCCCUUGCUGUAUCACACAAAAACUCUUCUUUUCUGCUGUUUUUCUAGUUACUGGUCUAACCUACUUGGGAAAUGCCAAACCUGUAAAGACAUCAGGAGCUGGCAGCGCUGUGAACCUGAUCGAACAUGGAGCGCUGGGACUCGCUGGGAUUUUUGAUUGUCACUCUCAACUAUAACGUGACAAUUGUAGGAAAGAUCUGGCUAAUGUUGAUAAUUCUGCUGCGAAUGGCAGUGGUCGUGUUAGCAGGCUAUCCACUCUACCAAGAUGAGCAGGAGCGCUUCAUCUGCAACACCCUGCAACCAGGAUGUUCCAACGUUUGCUAUGACUUGUUCGCUCCCAUAUCUCACUUCAGGUUCUGGCUCAUUCAGACUGUGUCUAUCCUGCUACCUUAUGCUGCAUUCAGCAUUUAUGUUUUGCACAAGGUUGCUACGUACAUUGUAAGAAUGCACUGUUUGGUGUACAGAUGCAGAGGCAAUAAGGAUUCAUCCAGUCACAAAGACCUGAAGAAACUUUGUAGAAGUGCUCUAGUCAAUAGAUUAGACUGUGAUGCAGAGAACCUAAGUGUCCUCAGUUUUUCUGGGGCAUACACUGUUCAUCUCUUUUUUAGGACACUAAUUGAGGCUGCCUUUGCAGCUGCUCAAUAUUACCUUUUUGGAUUUUUUGUUCCUGAGCGCUUUUCCUGCUACCAUUCACCUUGUACAAGUACAGUUGAUUGUUAUAUCUCCCGGCCCACUGAGAAGUCCAUCAUGAUGGUUUUCAUCUGGGGUGUCACCAGUCUGUCCUUUCUGCUCAGCCUUGCUGACCUUGUCUGUGCCCUCCGGAGAAUGACAGCAAGAAACGAAAAGAAUGAUCUGCUGGCAAACCUCCAUGCAGAGGAUGAGGGCACUGUAAAUCUUCCCCUAGGACAGCAUGGCAGCCCAAAAUCCCCACCUCCAAAUCAAGAUUGUCCAGCAUCAAAUGGCAGCCAGACCAGUGAUGGCUCCUGCUCACUUCUCUCUGAAGAGGAAGAGGAGACUAUUAUUCAUCCUGAAGGGGUCUCUCAGCAAACUGCCAGCACUAACCUUAACACCAACAGCAACAAGCCCUGUAUGUCAGGAGCUCUUGAUGUUAAGCAAGAUAAUAUUGAAGAACCAUUGGGUGCUGGUGACCAAGAAGGAACUACAUGCCAGCAGGUGGUACCAGGGCUCCAGCAAGGUUUCAUUAAAGAUACUGCCCUGACUUUGAGACCUCAGAUCAAGUCUCACCUUGGAGUUUCCUCCUCUGUAGUUCAGAGCAAGGUUUUAGGAUACUACACUUCAGCUGAGCUAAAGAAUCCUGAUGCACAAUCAAAUUAUAGUAGUACUAGUUGCUUGAGAUCAAAAAAGUCAGAAUGGGUAUAAAAUUCUGAGAGACCACUACACAAUGAGCCUGGCAGGACACAUCACUGUGACCCUAAGGAAGUUUUGGGUAGUUUCAGCUGGAUCCCUUUGCUGAAGUUAUGUUGCAGAGACAUGCUGCUUUGCUGUGUUUGGCUAACUGAAGGAAAAGAGGCAAAAUGGUGGAUAAGAAUUUGAAGGAUAUUACAUUAAUGGAACCGCUUUUUGGAAAAUGUAACAUAUUUAUCCUUUUCUGGGUGUGACUCUAAAAAGCUGUGGACUGUCACUGAUGUGAUUCACCUGUUUUGCCAGGAGUACAUGUGCAUACUUUUUUGCUCUAACCUAGUUUUAUUGCAAAAGAUUGAACUUAAGGAAGGUGUGACUUUUAAACACAGUUGUACAUUAUCUACUGUCAGAAGGUUAAUUUAUCUCCUCAUAUUAAACUCUCUAAGCCCACUCUAAGAAAGGACAUUCAGGCAAGAGUAGAUGGUGAAAAAUAUAAAUAAAUGUUUUGUAGCAAAGUGUUAAUGUG
Molecule: messenger RNA, 2212 nt
Organism: Cygnus olor (mute swan)
Lineage: Eukaryota; Metazoa; Chordata; Aves; Anseriformes; Anatidae
Gene: GJD4
Product: gap junction protein delta 4
Exons: 4
Coding region: 451-1704 (417 amino acids)
Biological process (GO): cell communication
Cellular component (GO): connexin complex
Source: RefSeq, a predicted model, not a curated record